This is a messenger RNA of Heterocephalus glaber (naked mole-rat), 1969 nucleotides long. It is a transcript of the gene Rtcb, whose product is annotated as RNA 2',3'-cyclic phosphate and 5'-OH ligase. Gene Ontology annotation, cellular component: tRNA-splicing ligase complex; nucleus. The record is from RefSeq and is a predicted model, not a curated record. NCBI's taxonomy places the organism in Eukaryota, Metazoa, Chordata, Mammalia, Rodentia, Bathyergidae. Gene Ontology annotation, molecular function: RNA ligase (GTP) activity; RNA ligase (ATP) activity. Gene Ontology annotation, biological process: tRNA splicing, via endonucleolytic cleavage and ligation.
CGCGUCUGCGCCCGCGUCUGUGCAGUGGGUUCGUGUGGCGCCCUGUGACGCCGGCCGGGCAGCAGCUUUUCUCCACAGCGAGCCGGGCGCUCGGUCGUGCUCGUCACCAUGAGCCGCAGUUACAACGAUGAGCUGCAAUUCCUGGAAAAGAUCAACAAGAACUGCUGGAGGAUCAAGAAGGCCUUCGUGCCUAAUAUGCAGGUUGAAGGGGUUUUCUAUGUGAAUGAUGCUCUAGAAAAAUUAAUGUUUGAGGAAUUAAGGAAUGCCUGUCGAGGAGGUGGUGUUGGUGGCUUCCUGCCAGCCAUGAAGCAGAUUGGUAAUGUGGCAGCCCUGCCUGGGAUUGUUCAUCGAUCCAUUGGGCUCCCUGAUGUCCACUCAGGCUAUGGGUUUGCCAUUGGGAAUAUGGCAGCCUUUGAUAUGAAUGACCCGGAAGCAGUGGUGUCCCCAGGUGGUGUCGGGUUUGACAUCAACUGCGGUGUCCGCCUGCUGAGAACCAACUUGGAUGAAAGUGAUGUCCAACCCGUGAAGGAACAACUGGCCCAAGCGAUGUUUGACCACAUUCCUGUUGGCGUGGGGUCCAAAGGGGUCAUUCCGAUGAAUGCCAAAGACCUGGAGGAGGCCUUGGAGAUGGGUGUGGACUGGUCCCUGAGAGAAGGCUAUGCCUGGGCCGAGGAUAAGGAGCACUGUGAGGAGUACGGGAGGAUGCUGCAGGCUGACCCCAACAAGGUCUCAGCGAGGGCCAAAAAGAGAGGCCUUCCUCAGUUGGGGACCCUGGGUGCAGGCAACCACUAUGCAGAAAUCCAGGUUGUGGACGAGAUCUUCAAUGAAUAUGCUGCAAAGAAAAUGGGCAUCGACCACAAGGGGCAGGUGUGCGUGAUGAUCCACAGCGGCAGCCGGGGCCUGGGCCACCAGGUCGCCACAGAUGCCCUGGUGGCCAUGGAAAAGGCCAUGAAAAGAGACAAGAUCAUAGUCAAUGACCGGCAGUUGGCUUGUGCUCGGAUUGCCUCCCCAGAGGGCCAGGACUACCUAAAGGGAAUGGCGGCUGCUGGCAACUACGCCUGGGUCAACCGCUCAUCCAUGACCUUCCUAACCCGCCAGGCUUUUGCCAAGGUCUUCAACACAACCCCAGACGACCUGGACCUGCAUGUGAUCUACGACGUUUCCCACAACAUUGCCAAAGUGGAGCAGCACGUGGUGGACGGGAAGGAGCGGACACUGCUGGUGCAUAGGAAGGGGUCCACUCGCGCUUUCCCUCCUCACCACCCACUCAUCGCUGUGGACUACCAGCUCACUGGACAGCCGGUGCUCAUUGGCGGCACCAUGGGAACCUGCAGUUACGUUCUCACUGGCACUGAACAGGGGAUGACGGAGACCUUUGGGACCACGUGUCACGGCGCGGGCCGUGCGUUGUCCCGAGCAAAAUCUCGCCGUAAUUUAGAUUUCCAGGAUGUCUUGGACAAAUUGGCAGAUAUGGGAAUUGCAAUCCGGGUUGCCUCACCAAAACUAGUUAUGGAAGAGGCUCCCGAGUCCUAUAAGAAUGUGACCGACGUGGUGAACACCUGCCAUGAUGCUGGAAUCAGCAAGAAGGCCAUUAAACUGAGGCCGAUCGCCGUCAUUAAAGGGUAGGGCCACCAGGGCUGUGGACCCCUGACCUCGGCCAGGGGAGCUGAGAGGCUCUUGGCACCACUGACCCGCAGCUUGGAGUGUGCAGCUGUGGCUGCCCCUGCUGAGUGGCUCCCUGCAGCCAGGUCAUAAAGCCAUCGUCCAGAGCCAUGCUGCCUCUGUUGGAAAGGGGAUGUGCUUCCUCUCACUUGUCUCAUGGAUUUUCCGGAAAAUCUUGGGAGGUGGGGGUGAAGAAACUGGCUUACUCAGCCAUGCAGCUCUGUAGUCCACAGAAUGAACUGUCCACCAAGUCCCUUUGACUCCUGGUAGAUGUCAGGAACAUUCUAUUAAACACGAAGGUUUGGCA